Messenger RNA from Bradysia coprophila, 1425 nucleotides. RefSeq names its product speckle-type POZ protein-like B. Lineage: Eukaryota; Metazoa; Arthropoda; Insecta; Diptera; Sciaridae. The record is from RefSeq and is a predicted model, not a curated record. Gene Ontology annotation, molecular function: protein binding.
GCGUCGUCGGAUUGGGUUCGUGCCGAGUUUUGAUCUAUAAAAACUGAAUGUCGUCAAUCAGUUAAUUUUUUGGAUCCAUUCGUGAAAGCAUUAGAAGUAAAGUUAAAUCCAGGCAAAAAAAGAACGAGUAACGCAAGGAAGGAAUAUAGGCCAGUCGUAAUAAAGCUGCUAUCGGCGAAAUGGAUUAUGAAACACGACAAUUUGUCAAGCGAAAGAAACUUCAGCCAGUCGAAAGAAAGUCGUCGUUGUAUAUGAAAGUAGUAAACUUUGGCGAAUUUGAUUGGAACGAAAAAAUUGAUUCGGAAAAAAUUAGUUUCCUUGAUGGUGAUGAUGUCUGGUGGCUGUCACUUAAAAAAAUGAAGCAGAAGGAUCUAUCGUACAUUAACAUACAGUAUUUCAUCGAGACGAGUGACUACAUUUGGCAGUCGGGAAUGGGGUCCUUGUCCAUUUCAGGAAACAUUAAUGAAGUCAGAAUUUGUAAAAAUCAGUGUAAAAUCGAUCAAAUCACUGGAAAAUUAACCGAAAUCAACGAUGAUUUCAUUAUGAAAUUGGCAAAUGUUGUGGAGAUAAAAUUGACAGUAACGAUUUCACAAUCAAACAUUCCGUCCCAUCAACUUCCGAUUCACAAGUUAAUCGAUUCCACUGUCCAAUAUAAGAAAAUACUUUGCAACAACAAAAAACUUCUAAACGAUCCGAAAUACUCCGAUUUUACGUUCGUAGUUCAAGAUGAAAAAUACAAAGUUCACAAGAACAUUCUCGCUUCGGCCAGUCCAGUUUUCGACAAGUUAUUUACAUCGAAAUUCCGGGAAAAUGAAACUAACGAAUGUUGUGUCGAAGCUAUUGAGCCGACCAUUUUCCAGUAUCUACUAAACUUCAUAUACAGUGGUGAAUUACCGGAACAGCUAAAUGGAGUAUCACGAGCCCUUUUCGAAGCAGCACAUUAUUAUCAGAUCAACGAGCUCGCAGACAUUUGCCUUUCUGUGGAAUGUUAUCACUUAUCCAAGGAUAAUGCAGUAGUUGUGUACGAGUGGGCGGACAAGAUGAAUUUGGAAAAUGUUAAGAAGAGCGCUUGGCCUAUUAUCCAAUUCGAAAUAUUGGACAUUUGUGAAGAAAUCCCACCUCCACCAUUCCAAUCCGUAGAGUCGAUGAUUAAAAACAAGAUUGAAAAUGAUGAGUUGCUGAAGCAGUAUCGGCUGAAGGUCAGCGAAUUGAAAAAUGUGACGAAGGAUCUGUUCAAGUAAAAUUGUUACGGGUCAAUAUUUCAACCGAUUGAAGGAAGCGUUGAUGUUGUUGGGAUCAAGGUAGAGCUGACUUUCGCAUACCAUUUCAGUAUUUAGUCCCAUGUCUUUGUCAUCUUUGUGUAAGAACUUAUUGUCCAACCAAUUUUAACUAUUUCGAUUAAAAUCAUAUGAACAAGGAAGCUAA